Molecule: messenger RNA, 678 nt
Organism: Hepatospora eriocheir
Lineage: Eukaryota; Fungi; Microsporidia; Hepatosporidae
Source: the annotation of a GenBank genome assembly
AUGCUUGUUUCUAAAACCAUAAAAGUUUUAGAAGAUUCGAUUAAUAAUACCAUCAAGAAUCACGAUGUUUCUAAUAUUUUCUUUGAAGAGAUUAUAUUUAUUAUUGAAGAAGAAACUGUUAAACCAUUAUAUAACACCGAUUUAAUGAUCUUUUUAAAAGAACAAAGAUAUUUAUGUUCGGUUAAUUUAAACUUAAAAAGUGAUAAGAGUGGUUCAAAAGAUAAAAAAUUAAAAAAAGAAAAUUACUUUAAAAUGGUUUAUUGUGAAUUUAAAAAAUAUUCUGAUUUUGUUAAUGAUUUGUUUUUUAUUCAAGAAAUUAAAAGAACGGUAUUUAAUAUGUAUUGCUUAAAAUUUACUCAAAGUACUGUUAAAUUUACUAGAAGUACUGAUGAAUUUUUAAAUAACAGAUUUAAUUAUCUACAAAAUUAUUUAAUUCUUUUAUCAAAAGAAUUUACAUUUAAUCUAAAUGGUAUUAUGAAUACAUCAUUCUCUUAUUACAAUAACAGAUAUAAAGUAAUUUAUUACAAUUUGAAAUUUUAUUUCGAAAUGAUUUUUAAAUAUAAAAAGGAAAUAGAAAUGACAAUCUUUAGAUCUGAAGAUUGUAAAGAUUUUAAAAAGAAAUUAGAAACAUUAAAAAAUUACAUUUCUGAGGAUAAAGGAAUUGUAAUAGAAGUUUAA